AUGAAGACAUUUGUAAGCCCUGGAAAUGCCACAUGUUGCAGUAUGUUGUCCUUUUGUGGCAUCAUCUUCCUUGUUGUUCUCGGCAUGGCAUUUGAUGCCAAGGUUGAGAUUCUAACAGAAUUCACCAGUGACCCUGAUGAUCCGAAGUUGACCGCAAAGGCAUGUUUCUCUGCUGCUAUCGUCUAUGCUUGUUUCCUUGGUUUCUGUGGUUGUCAGAUGUUGGUACAUAAAUUCAACUCUCGUAAUCAAAUUCAACUCUAA
Molecule: messenger RNA, 261 nt
Organism: Mucor velutinosus
Lineage: Eukaryota; Fungi; Mucoromycota; Mucoromycetes; Mucorales; Mucoraceae
Product: transcription initiation factor IIB
Exons: 3
Coding region: 1-261 (86 amino acids)
Source: RefSeq, a predicted model, not a curated record